Messenger RNA from Oncorhynchus gorbuscha (pink salmon), 852 nucleotides. RefSeq names its product hatching enzyme 1.2 (gene hce2l2). The record is from RefSeq and is a predicted model, not a curated record. NCBI's taxonomy places the organism in Eukaryota, Metazoa, Chordata, Actinopteri, Salmoniformes, Salmonidae. The transcript is spliced from 8 exons. Gene Ontology annotation, molecular function: zinc ion binding; metalloendopeptidase activity. Gene Ontology annotation, biological process: proteolysis. Bases 1 to 852 code for a protein of 283 amino acids.
AUGAUGGACUUGACUGUGUCUUCCCUGCUGUCCAUGGUGGUUUACACCUGUUGUACCUGGGCCAUACCUGCUCAGAGUACCUCAGUGAGCUCCAAAAGGUUCCCUAAAAGUUAUUCAGACGAUCACAUUAUACGCAGUGAGAUGACAGCGAUGGAUCAAAUCAUAGAGGCCAAUGAGUUCCAAGCUGCCCAGGUUCCAGACGGCACUAGUUUCAGGGAUGGAGAUAUCGCUGUGACUACCGGGAGGCGCUCUAAGGUCUGUUUCGCACGCAGUUGUCUGUGGUCCAAGUCGGUGGACGGACAUGUCUACAUCGCAUACAGGCUGUCACUGGACUACAGUGAUUUAGAUCAGAGGAUAAUAAAGUCUGGUAUGGAGAACAUGGAGAGAGGUACCUGUGUGCGUUUUGUUCCAUGGACACACCAGAGGGACUACCUGGAUAUUCAGCCUAAGUCAGGGUGUUGGUCGUACCUUGGGCAGCGUGGUGGCAGACAGACUGUAUCUCUACAGUCUCCUAACUGUAUGUUGUCUGGCGUGGCCUCCCACGAACUCAUGCACGCCCUGGGCUUCGUGCACGAACAUUCCCGCAUCGACCGCGACAACUAUGUCACUGUCCUGUGGGAGAACAUCUGGAAGGAUCGCGUACGGAACUUUGAGAAGUUCAAAACCAACCCUCUGGACGUUCCCUAUGACUACGACUCCAUCAUGCACUAUGGGAUGUAUUCGUAUUCAGAAGAUGGAGAUCCUACCAUCAAACCUAAGAGGAAGAACCACAACACUCAUCUGGGACAGAGAACCGGUCUCAGUCAACUGGACAAAAUGAAGAUUAACAAACUCUACAAAUGUGGUUGGUAG